Molecule: messenger RNA, 4778 nt
Organism: Nicotiana attenuata
Lineage: Eukaryota; Viridiplantae; Streptophyta; Magnoliopsida; Solanales; Solanaceae
Exons: 9
Coding region: 570-4490 (1306 amino acids)
Biological process (GO): signal transduction; protein phosphorylation
Cellular component (GO): cytoplasm
Molecular function (GO): ATP binding; protein kinase activity; protein binding
Source: RefSeq, a predicted model, not a curated record
ACGUUGAAGUUGUCAACCAUGAAGUCUUUUGAGUAGAAAAAGAAGUUUGUCCAAAAGUACCAGAUCUAUAGGCAAAAAGUAACCAUCUUUUAAGCGUAUUUUAGGGGCAAGUCUACAUUUGACUCUUUUCACUAUAGUAGAACCGUAGAGAUCUCCAAAUAUCUACCAGUUCGUAACCCGAUUUGCUUCCGCGGCUGCUCCCUUCUGCUCCGGCGCUCGCCACUUAAAUGUAUUACGGUUGUAGCUCUUCACAAGUGUCAGCUUUUACCUAAAAAAUUGCAAGAUCAAGGUAUAGCGUAUUAGAAGUUUUCUGUGAGGGGUAACUAAAUAAGAAAACGGUUAUAACUCGUCUAUCUAUUUACAAGGUUCUUCUGUUGCCUAACUGCUCGAUCAAUGUUCACCUCUAAAAAUCCUAAAAGAGAAUAGCUAAAUAAAAUCAGCUAUUACUCAUUUCUUCUUAAAGAAUCUGAAAAUAAAGCUUGCUGUUGAGAUUGGAAGCUCAUACUUGGCUGCUGUUCCAUGGUUAAUAAGUCUCCUUCCUGAGUGAAUGUUAAGUUAAGUGAUUAAAAAUGGAUAGGGAUUUUGGAAAAGGGAUGAUGGGAGAGCAAAAUAACUUUGAACAAGCUCGUUAUAGCUCUAUAGAGACUAGAACAGAGGUCACUGGCUCUUCAAACCAGAGAUUUUUCCAGGAUUCAUGCAGUUCUAUUAGUACAGACAUAAGACCACCUGAUUUCAUUGUACCAGUUGGAGCUAGACCUGUAAACUAUUCCAUUCAGACUGGCGAAGAGUUUGCUUUGGAAUUUAUGCGGGAAAGAGUUAACCCAAAGCAGAACAUCAUUCCUCAUGGUUCUGGGGGGACUACUGGAAUUUCUCAUACAGGUUCUGAAAGUGGAUCAGAUAUUUCCAUGAUUGCCUCAGUUGAAAAAACUCGAGUUCAACAUCACCAGAGGUCUAGUACUUCUAUAAAUGAAGAGAUAAGCAACCACCAAGCUGUGCAAACUGGAACUAGAGCCUCAUCAAGAAAUAACAACGUCCAUGGGAUUCAAAUCCAUAUGUAUUCUAGAUCUAGUACAUCAACAAAGUUGAAGUUUCUGUGCAGUUUUGGUGGUAGAAUUAUCCCUCGUCCAAGUGAUGGGAAACUUAGAUAUGUUGGAGGUGAUACGCACCUCGUCCGUGUAAGCAAGGAUAUUUCUUGGGAGGAACUCAGGCAAAAGAUGUUGACAAUAUUUAACAAUUGUCACACAGUAAAAUAUCAGCUUCCUGGUGAGGAUCUUGAUGCAUUAGUGUCAGUUUCUUGUGAUGAAGACUUGCAGAAUAUGAUAGAGGAAUGUAAUGUAUUAGAAGGUGACGGAUCACAAAAAUUCCGGAUAUUUCUCUUUUCUAACAGUGACUUGGAAGAUUCUCUUGUUGGUCUGGAAAAUAUUGAAGGAGAUUCAGAGAUGCAGUACGUUAUUGCUGUCAAUGGCAUGGACUUUGGUUCAAGAAGAAAGUCUGUUGCCCUGGCCAGCACUUCAGAAAAUAACCUGGAUGAGUUUCUGAGCGCAACAAUUGCUGGGGUGAAUGGUCAAGUUGCUAGGGAUCUAGCAGAGGCUGAUACUUCUGAUCCAGUCAUUGGCAUGCCUCUAACAAAUCAAUCUGCUCAUGUAGGGGUAGGGGUGUCAAUUUCAUCACAUACCUUCGACUCCAAUCAACCAGGAUACUUGGGUCAAACUGUAUAUCAUGGUGGCACUGAAUGGCAACCUUUACCUUCUUCCAUACCAGUUGACAGCUUCCGAGGUGUAGAUGGCGAAAACCUGGUUCUUCCAUCUAUGCAAGUGCGGUAUAACCAUGGUUAUAAUCCACCCAAUAUGCAAGUGCAGUACAACCAUGGUUACCAUCCACCCAACUCUUCACAAGUCACAGAUAACUUUCUUGUAAGUUCGGGCCACGGUUACAUGAAUUUGAAAGGAGGCGUGGCUCUCGAGCAGUCUUAUCAGAGCUCACAUAUGAAUAACUAUGAGACACCUGCUACAGUAGUAAAUCUGAAAAGAGAUAACUCUUCUCGGAAGAUGUUCGAACUUAGUAAAGAUCAAUCCCGAGAGAAGGAAGUGCUUGAGGAGGGAAAGAUAAAGCUAGAAAGCUCUUUGCAGAAAAUAAAUGAGCCUGAAAAAAUGUGUCCUUUGGAAAGCGAAAGAGUUGUUUCCUCAAACCCUGACGAUUCCACCUCAAGUCACGUUCCUAGAGUUGAAGUGUCGACCUUCACUGCUGUGGCAGUUGCUGCAAAUUCUGUUACUCAAUCUAAAAUCAAUGACAAGAGUCAGGAACAAGUGCAGAGUUCAGCGUCUCCUGAAGCUGUUCAGGAAGAAAAACUUUAUAGGUUUACUGAAGAUGGCUUCUCCGGAUCUGGUAGAACUUCAAAUGCUGGCUAUGGUGACUCAGAGACACAUCCACUUGACUUUAGCUACGAACAAUCAUCAAUUCCUUCACGGCCUUUUCGUUCUGAAUGGAUACCCAGGGAACAGCCCGGCCUUAAUCGUUUAUCUAGAUCUGAUGAUUCAUCUGCUUCGCAGUUCAUAAUGACCCAUGCGCACUCUGGGGGCACACAGCAGACCAUAGAAUCAGUAGAUAAGUUGCACGACGGUAAUGUGGCUCCCCAGUCAGAGCAUGUUAUAUCUUCUGGAAGAUCUUUGUCAGCUAAUCAACGUGCUACUGCAGAGAAAGGUGUAAAAUUUCAGGAAUCUCUAGAGUUAAGUGUCAGUGCCACAGAAAUUUAUACCAAGGGUGCUGGAGAAGUUUCUGAAGCAAAUCUCAAUAAGCCUGAGCUGAAAGCUGCAACAUAUGCAGAUAAAGUGAAAUCUGGACUAGGUGAUCAUAUCACAAGCAGUAAUGUCCAGGCUGAGACUGCUUUUGGGCAGACAGAGCUUCAUAGGGGUGAUGCAGUUGCAAACAGAGCCGAGGGAAAUAAAGCAGCAGAGCAAAUACAGCCUUUGGCUGUGAAAGAGUGUCAGGUAGGAGCAGCUUCUACAGAGAGGCCCUCUGGCACAAUUGAGCAUGGGAGCAUUCUUUUUGACAUUAAUGACCGCUUUCCCCGUGAUUUUCUCGCUGAUAUAUUUUCGAAAGCCAAACUUAUGGAUGCUUCACCAGUGCCUGUUCCACUACACACUGAUGGAACUGGUUUGAGCUUGAAUAUGGAGAACCAUGAACCAAAGCACUGGUCCUUUUUUCAAAAGAUAGCUCAAGGUGAUUUUGGUAGAAGAGAUGUCUCUUUGAUGGACCAGGAUCAUCUUAGUAUGUCUUCUACCUGUGCAAAUGUUGAUGAUGGGGUGUCUAUGGAUUCUGGUUAUCAUCCUUUCCAGCGUGAUGGAGCAAUGAUAGAUCAUAUGGACUCUCAGCUCAAUAUUGAAGCUGAGUUCCAGCAACCAUCACCUGAAAUUGUUGGACCAGACACCAUGGAUUUGCCUUCAGAGUACAAACCUUCUCAAACCACUUACGUUCAAAGUAUGCAGUAUGUUGGUGAAUUGAGUUCAAAAAUACCUGAAUCGGGGUAUCAGGAUGAUAACCAAGGAGCUCAGAAUGCUGGCUUUCCCCUUACCAAUCUCUCGCUUGGAGACUUUGAUCCUAGCUCCUUGCAGAUUAUCACUAAUGAAGAUCUUGAAGAGUUAAAGGAAUUGGGUUCUGGAACAUUUGGGACCGUAUAUCAUGGAAAAUGGAGAGGGACUGACGUUGCCAUCAAGAGAAUAAAAAAAAGCUGUUUCACAGGUCGCUCAUCAGAGCAGGAGAGAUUGACUGUGGAGUUUUGGCGUGAAGCUGAAAUUCUUUCAAAACUACAUCAUCCCAAUGUGGUGGCAUUUUAUGGUGUUGUGCAAGAUGGGCCAGGGGGGACUCUUGCCACAGUAGCAGAAUUCAUGGUGAAUGGUUCUCUUAGACAUGUUUUACUUUGCAAGGACAGAUACCUUGAUCGUCGCAAGAGGCUCAUAAUUGCAAUGGAUGCUGCAUUUGGAAUGGAAUAUUUGCACUCAAAGAAUAUUGUGCAUUUUGAUCUGAAAUGUGACAAUUUGCUUGUCAACUUGAAGGAUCCUUCUCGACCCAUUUGUAAGGUGGCUGAUUUUGGACUGUCAAAAAUAAAGAGAAAUACCUUGGUUACUGGUGGUGUCAGGGGAACGCUUCCUUGGAUGGCUCCAGAACUAUUGAAUGGUGGCAGUAACAAGGUUUCUGAGAAGGUCGAUGUCUUCUCCUUUGGGAUUGUGCUGUGGGAAAUCCUUACUGGCGAGGAACCUUAUGCUAAUAUGCACUAUGGAGCAAUUAUAGGUGGUAUUGUAAGCAACACAUUGAGACCGCCUGUGCCAAGCUUCUGUGACAGUGAGUGGAGAAUGCUUAUGGAACAAUGUUGGGCUCCGGAUCCUGCCAUCCGCCCAUCUUUCAGUGAAAUUGCUAGACGCUUACGUGCCAUGGCUGCUGCCUGUCCAACAAGACCACAAGCUCAUCCAACCCAAAAUAAGCAACCAAAGUGAUGGUAUGGCUCUUCUUUCCUGGUAUCUGUGGCGGAAGUUUCUUAUGAGUAGUUUCUAAGUAUAGUCUGCUUAUUCUGCAACAUUGGAGUGAGGAGAGUGGUCUCCUUCAGGGUGUGAAAAAACUAAUGAACGAUAGAUUAUAUAUAUUCCCGUUAAAAACAUGAAAAUCUUGUUACAUAUUGCAAUUUGUAAAGCAUCAUUUGUAUCUAUGAUAAAUGGAAAUGUAGCUUUGGCCUCAGAAAUGUUUGGUGAUAUUACAAGUUUAAGUGAUUUUACUUUGCCUCUACA